Messenger RNA from Xiphias gladius (swordfish), 3033 nucleotides. RefSeq names its product somatostatin receptor 1a (gene sstr1a). The transcript is spliced from 2 exons. Lineage: Eukaryota; Metazoa; Chordata; Actinopteri; Istiophoriformes; Xiphiidae. Gene Ontology annotation, cellular component: membrane; neuron projection. Gene Ontology annotation, biological process: cellular response to estradiol stimulus; neuropeptide signaling pathway. Gene Ontology annotation, molecular function: neuropeptide binding; somatostatin receptor activity. Bases 1 to 1224 code for a protein of 407 amino acids. The record is from RefSeq and is a predicted model, not a curated record.
AUGCAGCUCAACACCUCUUCCUCCUGCUCCCGCUCCUGCUCCUGCUCCUGCCCUCCGCCCGUUUCUCCCGCUCUGCCGGUCACUCUGAGCUCUGCCGGCGACGCCGGCGGCUUCCUCCUGCUGAACGGGUCCGGCGACGGCUCCGCGUCGGGCGGCGGGGCUCCGUGGGCCGGCAGCGCGGCUCUCAUCUCGUCCAUCUACUCGGUGGUGUGCCUGGUGGGUCUGAGCGGGAACUCCAUGGUCAUCUACGUCAUCUUCCGGUACGCCAAGAUGAAGACGGCCACGAACCUGUACCUGCUGAACCUGGCGGUGGCGGACGAGCUGCUGAUGCUCAGCGUGCCGUUCGUGGUCACCGCCGCGCUGCUGCGCCGCUGGCCGUUCGGCGCGGCGCUGUGCCGCCUCGUGCUCAGCGUGGACGCCAUCAACAUGUUCACCAGCAUCUACUGCCUGACGGUGCUCAGCGUGGACCGCUACAUCGCCGUGGUGCACCCGCUGCGCGCGUCCCGCUACCGGCGGCCCACCGUGGCCAAGCUGGUGAACGUGUGCGUGUGGAUGUUCUCCCUGCUGGUCAUCCUUCCCAUCAUCCUCUUCUCCUCCACCGCCCCCAACUCGGACGGCUCCGUGGCCUGCAACAUGCAGAUGCCGGAGCCCGAGCGGCGCUGGAUGGCAGCCUUCGCGGUCUACGCCUUCCUCAUGGGCUUCCUCUUCCCGGUUCUGGCCAUCUGCCUGUGCUACGUGCUGAUCCUGAGUCAGCUGCGGGUGGUGGCGCUGCGGGCCGGCUGGCAGCAGCGCCGGAAGUCAGAGAGGAAGAUCACGGUGAUGGUGACGGUGGUGGUGUCGGUGUUCGUGGUGUGCUGGAUGCCCUUCCACGUGGUGCAGCUGGUGGGGGUCUUCCUGCAGCGUCACGACCCCACCCUCAGCCAGCUGGCCGUCGUCCUCGGUUACGCCAACAGCUGCGCCAACCCGCUGCUCUACGGCUUCCUGUCCGACAACUUCCGCCGCUCCUUCCAGAGGAUCCUGUGCCUGCGCUGGAUGGAGGCCCCCGAGGAGCCCCUGGACUACCUGGACUACUACAGCACGGCCCUGAAGAGCCGCAGACUCAGCCUGGACCAGGACCAGCAGGAGGGUCGGGAGCAGGACCUGGAGAACAGGACCACCACCCGUCCCCUCCAAACACCAGCACCGGGGUGUAGUCCCAAUCCCGCUGACACCUCCAAGAUUUAAAGGACCAGACUGUCUUUUUUAUGUUGUAGUCCUGCUGAAGCUCGAGGUUUACGUUCGGAGUCGGUGUCUGUACGAGUCUGCGGGACUUGGUCAGUUGGUGAUAUAGGAUGUUGUUCGUGGGCAGACGUGAACGGUCCAGGUGGACAUUCGUGCUGGGUUGAAGGGACUCUGACUCACUGGAGGACUGUAUGGACAUUUAGGCCUCAGAGGAGCCCGUGUCCUGCCUGGACUGCUACAGCAGGGCACUGAAGAGCUGCAGACUCAGCCUGGACCUGGACUUAGAGCACAGGAACAGGACCUGUCCCCGCAGGUCACACUACAGCUCCAGGAUGUAGUCUGAAUCCCAUUGACACCUCCACGGUUUAAAGGAUCAGGCUGUGUUUUUUAUGCUGUAGUCCCACUGCAGCUCAAGUUUGACUUUUUGCAUCCACAUGAGACAGGAGACGUUUGUCCCAUCAUCUGUCGAGGUCCAUGAGGGUCCACAGGGAUGUCCACAGCCAAACAUGUAUGACAUCAUGGACCAAACAUGGAUAGUGCUGGAGUUCAGUAGCACUUUAUUGAAUCUGAAUCCACUUGAAUCCCUUAUUGAAUCUCAUUAAGUUUCUUUCAUCAGUUGUCAGUUGUAAAUAAAGCUCUGUCAUCAGCUGUUGGACCAGAAGACAGAAAUCCUUCAGUUUUUAGUGGGAGCUACUAAAUUAACAUUAGUGAAGCCUAAUUAAUGCUGACGACCUGUAGCUCCAACCUGAGCCUGAACAUGAGCUGAGCAGCAGAAGAUUUGAAAUAUUGAUUACUGAUUGAUAUUGAUUGUCGUGACACACUGAAAGAACAGCUGGAACAAACUGACUUUUACACCUGAUUCUUCACAAAUUACUAGACUCGGAUACUGGCGCUCCUGAUCCAGAACUUUGAGCUUAGUGAGUUCCAGAUAUUGAUCUGAUGCAUUAAAAAGUUAAAGUGGGACUCUCCUGUAUUUAACGAGCUGCGAUCAGCUGAUCGUUUCUCUGGAGAAGAGUCUCCACUCUGUUGAACUACAAAAACAAAGGUCACUGCCGGUCAUAGAGAGAUGUUAUAGAGUGAUGUGUCUUUUCACUCUCAAACCAUCUUUGACAGAGUCCAGUCAGCGGCUUGGAGAGACCCCAAUAACCAGCAGACUAAAGUUUCACAUUAAUUAACAUUAAUCGGCUACUGCUGGUGUAAUCUACCGCCACUGAGGUCUUCGUUUAAACUGGAGAAGCUGCUGACGUUACCUGGCUGUUUUCCACAGUAAAGAGGCAGCCAACCAGGAACCGGAUCCAAGUGGAACAAUCAGAACGCAACCCUAUUCAUGGACGGAUCACAUGGACCCUGGCGGUGGACCACGUGGCUGCCGAAACUCUAAUUUGACCGUCUAUGUGGACCUCCAGGGAACCCUGCGUGUCCGGCCUUAACCUCCCAUCCUGCUGAUCGUUUUCCAGAUCAGCCAUCAGGUGUCAGAUUGUUUCUAUGAAAGUAAAAUUGCAGAGAAUAAAAAUCCAUGUUGGCUGACAUAGUUGGCAGUUUUCUCUUGAUAUGCAGCACUGAAGCUGAAAUAAUAAGGGACCAACGGUGGUUCCUGCUGCCUUGAUCUUGUGGAGGGGACCUGCAUCAAAAUCUAGUCUUCUAACCUUUAUUCGUUCGGUUCAUACUGUGCUCACAUGGUGCCCGUUCCUAAGUCAAUCUAUAGCACUUUUCACAAGGUUUAGCCACUAAAAGUGAAGUCAGGAUUUUCUUUCAAAAUAAAGCCAUGAAAAGUUUUUAUUUUUCAGUGAACUUCAUCCAAAGUGCAGUAAA